AUGGGCAGCCCCGCAGGCGGCCACCUUCGGAGCCAGCAGAUCCUUAUCUCGCUCAGCGUGCCUCCCCAGAGGGGAGAAGGGAAGCGAUGCACCCCGGUCCAUGCCGAUAAGGAGCAGCCACCCAACGGGAUCAGUGGGGCAAGCCUGGAAGGAGCCACCUCGGGGGUGACGGGGAAGCCGCAGAUAAAGGAGGUGGUGGUGGUGGUGAUCACGCCCAAGGUGAACUGGCAUUGCCCGGUCCCCCAGCAGCUCCCCCGCGGGGGACCGCCGGCUCCCAUCGUCGUAAGGAAGGGAGAUGCCUGCAAGGUGAAGGAUGCAGCCAAGGAUCUCGUCCCCCCUUCUCCGUCUGCCUCCCCCCAAGAGGGGCUGAAGGACGGCGAGGUUUCUCCUUCCUCCCCACCCAUGCCGGUGAUCAACAACGUCUUCAGCCUGGCACCUUACCGAGACUACCUGGAGGGGACCGAGGGCUCAGCCCAGGUCCCCUUCUGCAGGGAACAUCUGCGGGGGGACACCCCACCCCGAAACACGGGGGGCAGCCGGGAGCCCGGAGCCCUCAGGGAUGUCUCGGUGACAUCCAGCCUGCUGCCCGCGGGGCCGGCGGCCGGCCGGGCGCUGAAGAUGGGCAGCAGCACAGCCCAGAGCCAAGAGGAAAACUGCUACGGAAAGGUCCCCAAAAAGCCAAAGCCUCUGCCCCGAGACUCGGGGUCUCGGGAGGGCAGCCCUGGCGGGGUGGGGAGCGGGGACACGGCCCCCGAGGACAUCGUGCUGGACCUCAGCUUGAAGAAGAGACUGGUGAAAGCCGGGGAGACCCGGGGACCCGUUGGCCGUGCAGAGGGGACGCCGGACAGGGAGGAGCCGGAGGAGGAGAAAGAGGGUCCGGGGGGGACGCAGCAGCAGCAGCCCCCGCUGCCCGAAGCCCCCCGCCUGCUGGGAGAGGAGAGCAUCUCGCUGCCCGGGCACUGCGAGGGCUCUGCCCCGCAGACCUCCGCCGGUCAGUAUUUCAGCGCCCUGCACGCUUUGCUCUGCGACGUUAUUUCGUGCUCGGUGUCCAGGUCUUCCCCGGAGCUCCUGCGGGAGUGGUUGAAGAAGGCGGAGGUGGCGGAGGAGCUGGGAGAGAUGCCCAAAUCUCCCCUCAAACCCAAGAACGGGUCCAGGAUCCCCGAACCUCAGAAGCCCACCAAAGGCAAAGAGAUCUGGCUGGCUUUCCAAGAUGUGGCCACUCUCCUCACCAACCUGCUGUCUCAGUUGGAGACCUUCAUGUUUGCUCGCAAGUGUCCUUUCCCCCACGUCGUCCGGGCAGGGGCCGUCUUCAUCCCCAUCCACGUGGUGAAGGAGAAGCUCUUCCCCAAGCUCUCCGGGGCCUCCGUUGACCAAGUGCUGCAGGAGCACAAGGUGGAGCUGCGCCCCACCACGCUUUCGGAGGAAAGGCACUUGAGGGACCUGGAGCUGAAGAGCUGCACCUCACGCAUGCUGAAGCUUCUGGCCCUCAAAAAAAUCUUCCCGGCCCUGCUGACCCUCCAUUGGCACGACUCCAUCAGGCAGCAGCUCGGUAGCCCUGGCGUGGAAGCACCGAAAGCUGACGGCAAAGAGAUAGCCAUGGAUAGCGCCAAGGAGAAGGAGGCACGAAGGAACGUGCCAAGGGCAACAGCCGAGGACGAGAAGGGGAAGGUCCUGCUCGUCCCCAGAGCGGGGUCCCCUCCGGAGUGA
This is a messenger RNA of Charadrius vociferus (killdeer), 1707 nucleotides long. RefSeq names its product chromosome unknown open reading frame, human C15orf39 (gene PRMT2IP). The record is from RefSeq and is a predicted model, not a curated record. NCBI's taxonomy places the organism in Eukaryota, Metazoa, Chordata, Aves, Charadriiformes, Charadriidae.